AUGACUCUGACUCGUAUCAGUAGAAACGAAAUUCCAGAUGUUCGCUUAUCAAAAAUCGAUUAUGAAAGAUAUAAAUCAAAAUUUCCAGGUUCUUUAAAGCAAGGUGUCACCUUUUCUAAUCAAUCGAAGAUUCAUGGUCAACUUAGAAACAUUAGAGGCGAAAAUAAUUUUACAAACGAAAUCAUUGAUAAUAUAUCAGAAAUUACUAUCGAUGUUGAUAAUGAUUCAUUAACUGACACCUCAGAUUCUGUCUCAGAAACUUACACGUCUGAUGGUCUGGAUUGUUGUGAAUUAAUUGAUUGUUCAUCGUCAGACAAUGAACGGUUAAUCACUAACAAAAUUGCCGAAGUUCAAACAGCACCAAUAAAUAAUAGUGGUUUACAACCCGUGGCGACAAAAUCAAAAAAAUGCUCUAAUGAUAGACAAAUAGAAAACUAUGCGCUAAAAUCCGAAUUAAGCACUUUGAAAACACAAUACAUUGAUUUGGAAAAGGAAAUUACCAAUUUAAAAGAAAAGAACGCCGCUUCCAACGAAAGAAAAACAUUCCUUGAAUUACAAGGAACCGAAUUCAAAUAUACAAUUAAAACCCUCGAAGACACGAUCAAAGGCUUUGAAGCUACUAUUAAAGACCUCGGAAAUAAUGAACUAAAUCUCAAAGCACAACACAAAGAACUUUUAAAGGAAUUAACUUUAUCGCGAUCAGUUAAUAAAUACAAUAAACGAAUUACGAAAAAAGGGAAAAGAAUUAAAAAAUAA
Messenger RNA from Racocetra fulgida, 756 nucleotides. The record is from the annotation of a GenBank genome assembly. Lineage: Eukaryota; Fungi; Glomeromycota; Glomeromycetes; Diversisporales; Gigasporaceae.